AUGGCGAAUUAUCUUGCUAAUGGGUAUGUGAUGAAGGAUAUGAGUGCCCAACAAAGAAAGAAGUUGAUUAGGGAUGUGAAGAAGUAUAUUUGGGAUGAUUCUUUCCUCUUUAGGAUAGGAGUAGAUCGCAUUCUUAGGAGGUGUGUUAGCAAAGAAGAGGGGUGGGAUAUUCUUAGGCAUGUGCAUGAGGGGUUGACGGGAGUUGAGGAUGCGUUAGAAAUCGUUAGGACGUGUGAUGCUUGCCAAUGGACCGACAAUAUUUCAUCCAAGAAUGAGAUGCCUCAAAAUCCCAUUCAAAUUCUCGAAAUCUUUGACGUUUGGGGCAUUGACUUCAUGGGACCUUUCCUCUCCUCGAGUGGGAAUAGGUACAUCCUCGUGGCGAUAGAUUACGUUUCGAAGUGGGUUAAAGCUCAAGCUUUGCCUACAAACGAUGCCCGGGUAGUGGUGAAAUUCUUAAAGAAGUUGUUUACUCGAUUCGUUAUACCCAAAGCAUUCAUUAGUGACCGAGGAUCACAUUUUUGCAAUGCCGCGAUGGAGAAGGUGUUAGAGCGUUAUGGAGUUACUCACCACCGAGCGCUUUGGGCUCUUAAAACCAUCAAUUUUGAUCUAACUCUCGCGGCUAUGAGGAGGUACUUCCAAAUCCAUGAAUUAGAGGCCCUUACAAAUGCGGCGUAUGAGCGUUCUUGGAAUAUUAAAGAGAAAACGAAAGCAUUGCAUGAUAGGAGGUUAAAGGAUUUGAAGGAGUUUAAAGUUGGUGAUAAAGUGCUUCUCUAUAAUUCAAGGUUCAAAUUAUUUCCCGAAAAAUUGAAGUCUAAAUGGACGGGACCUUAUGUGGUGAAGGAGGUGUUCGCGUACGGCGCGAUUGAGUUGUUUGAUGAAGUUACAAAGGGAUCUUGGAAGGUGAAUGGCCAUAGAUUGAAGCAUUACUUAGGUGGCCCGAUUGACAAGACCGAGAGGGAGGAAACUCCUCUCGAAGACAUUCCAAAUACCACCGUUUAG
Messenger RNA from Helianthus annuus (common sunflower), 999 nucleotides. RefSeq lists its product as uncharacterized. Bases 1 to 999 code for a protein of 332 amino acids. The transcript has 3 exons. The record is from RefSeq and is a predicted model, not a curated record. Gene Ontology annotation, molecular function: nucleic acid binding. Gene Ontology annotation, biological process: DNA integration. Lineage: Eukaryota; Viridiplantae; Streptophyta; Magnoliopsida; Asterales; Asteraceae.